This is a messenger RNA of Xyrichtys novacula (pearly razorfish), 908 nucleotides long. The record is from the annotation of a GenBank genome assembly. NCBI's taxonomy places the organism in Eukaryota, Metazoa, Chordata, Actinopteri, Labriformes, Labridae.
AUGGUGAGAAGAGACCUUCACAGGAUUUUUUUAAACAGUUAUCUUCACUUAAUGACAACUUUGUGAAUUUAACUCAGUGUGUGUUUGUUUCUGUGUGUGUGUUUCAGGCUAGUAACUCCACUAACAGCACUGAGGAUACUGCAUUGAGGCACUCUGUGGGCUUUCCUCAUGAUCUGUACACCCAGGCGUCCAAAGCAGCAGUAAGUCAGACUCUAGUGUGGAGGAAUUUGACUUCAUCUGUGUCAAACUAUCAUUCUUUGUUGUGUUUCUGUCUGUUUCUUCCACUUUUUCCUAUUUUUCUUUGACUUUUAUCUGAUUUUUGCUUCUUUUUGUCUUUUUCAGGCUGAGGACAAAGUGAUUUUGACAGUCCAGGUUCUGGAUGAGACCAUGACCCUGUUCAGCAAGAAUCACAGCGCUGCAUCAUGGGAGGAGAGGACAGCCGACAACUUUCUGGGCGUUGUGAGCCGGCAGGCUGACGGCCUUCGCUCCUGUGUAAGUCAGAAUAAACUGAUUCGAUAUAUUUCUGUGACUCUAAAGUCCUGAUGAAUAAGAAAAGCUUUUCAUUCAAGUGUGAAACAUAAGAAGUGUAUUUUAAAAUCUGUCUCUGUUAUUCCUCCUUUAGAUCAAGAAUCAUGGCCACAAGAAGCAGAACAAGAAGCUGCACAUGAGUUUCAAGAGACUGACACAAGUCCUCGAACAAAAGGUAAACCUAUCUAUCUAUCUAUCUAUCUAUCUAUCUAUCUAUCUAUCUAUCUAUCUAUCUAUCUAUCUAUCUAUGAUGUUUAGUAACACUGAUCUUGUGUCUGUAGGGUCAUGGUGCUGAAGUCUGGGAGUUGAUCAGGAAGGAAAUCAAAGCUCAUCUGAUGACGGCCGACCAGCUGAUCUCAUCUCUGCUCAACGCCAACUGA